AUGAAUAAUGAUGGACGAUCACCGAAUGACAAUUCAGGGGACAGAGACGUGGAAGUAGAAUUUGAAGUCACUCAAACUUUACCCAUCGGAUCGUAUUUGCGUUCGUAUCAUUCGCCGUCCAUACUUUUGGAAUCCUCAAACCCUUACUGGAAGUUUUCGAUGAUAAGUGAGUGUUAA
Messenger RNA from Pediculus humanus corporis (human body louse), 177 nucleotides. RefSeq lists its product as uncharacterized. The transcript has 2 exons. Lineage: Eukaryota; Metazoa; Arthropoda; Insecta; Psocodea; Pediculidae. Bases 1 to 177 code for a protein of 58 amino acids. The record is from RefSeq and is a predicted model, not a curated record.